This is a messenger RNA of Salmo salar (Atlantic salmon), 2753 nucleotides long. RefSeq names its product HERV-H LTR-associating protein 2. The record is from RefSeq and is a predicted model, not a curated record. Gene Ontology annotation, cellular component: external side of plasma membrane. Lineage: Eukaryota; Metazoa; Chordata; Actinopteri; Salmoniformes; Salmonidae. Gene Ontology annotation, biological process: positive regulation of T cell proliferation; T cell costimulation; cellular response to lipopolysaccharide.
UACCAGUCACAUACUAACACAAAACCGGAAUGGGCACUUUACUCUGACAAACUGGACUUGGUGAAGAGUGACAGCACAGCUACUAGAUUCUGACAGAGAAGAGUUUGUAUCCACGACGAUAACACUGUGGUCUGGUCUCUGUGGAGAUGGCCUGGGGACUGGUUUCCAUGACAUUAAGGGGUCUGAUGUUGAUGGUGAUUCUGCUGUGGACUGUCACAUCCACAGAUGGGGGAGACGUCCAUGUAACCUGUGUGUUCUCAGAGGAUUGUGUCCUGCCCUGCAGCUUCCAGCCUGACAGUGAGGAAGUCAUCCACUGGCUGAAACCAGAAGACAAGAACCUGAGCACCAUCCACUCCUACUACUACAGUACAGAUCAGCUCAAACAGCAGAGCCAGCCUUACAGAGGGAGAACAGCCCUGUUCAAUGACCAGAUCCCCAAAGGAAACGCUUCACUACUGCUGAGAGGGAUCACACUCCAGGACCAGGGCAGAUACAAGUGUUACACCAGCACUAUUAAAGGCAACAAGGAGUCCUGCGUUAACAUAGCAGUGGAGGCUCCAGUCCGCUUGGUGGACAUACAGUUAUCAGAUGACAUCAUCACCUGCAGUUCUACAGGUAUCUACCCCGAGCCUAAACUCACCUGGUCCACUGACCCCCCCUCUGACCUUUCAUUUGACCCUGGAACCAUCCAGAACUCCACCAGCAUCAAGGUGGAUGACCGGGGCCUCUAUGACAUCACCAGCACAAAACAGUUUAGCAGAGACCGAACCAACAUCUGUACCGUGACCUCUGGGACAGUAGAAAGGACAACAACCCUGAAACAGCAAGAUCCGUUCCAGGGUUCUCCAAGCAGUGAGGUGUCCAUCCCCUGCAAUGUAUCUCAGUCUGACCUCAUGACUUUUGACCUCACCUGGAGGUUCAACCAGAUAGUCACCAUCCUCACCUCCAGCUACACCAAUGGCAGACCUCAGAUGCAGGUUGACGACCAGUGGACGGAGCAGGUUCAGAGUUUGUCUGACUCUGGCAGCCUUCAGCUCCACAAGUUAACCAUGGUCCACCAGGGGACCUACAGCUGUGAACUCUCUACUGCCAGAGACACACACCUGAUCCUCACCUACCUGCAGAUCACACCUGGUCAACAAUCAAGAGGUAGAAUUGCUGUUAUAGUGGCAUCAGCAGCAGCAGCAGCAGUGAUUAUAGCAGUAGUGAUAUGUUCCUUGCUGAAAGCAAAUACAAAUGGUCCAAAUGAAAACGGUCAUAGUGGAAUACCACUUCAGAAUGGAGAAGAAAGAGAGGAAGACAUAGAAAGACAAGAACAAGGUCAAGGAGAAGAGGGAUCAGCCACAUCAACCAUACUAAUGCCUUGAAUCAACAUUAAGAAAACUUUCCAUUAAACCACAAAACAUUGGUAACGUUCAAGGAACGUUCAAAGAAUGUUAUUUAAAAACACAUACAUUCCGUUCUCUGCAUCAACAAAACUCUCUGUCCUCCAUCUUGUUAAGUGUGUUCAGGUGUGUUGGCUGCGCCCAAUAAUUGGCCACACCUGAUCUUAAUGAGUGCUUGUUUCCUUUGAAAUAGGGUUUGUUUGAAUGGACUAAAAUGAACAGCUUUGAAUGUGUUAAAAAAAACAUAUCAUGGUAGCGCCAUUGUAACGGUCAUCGUACGUAGUGGACCAAGGCGCAGCGGGUUGAGUGCUCAUAGUGACUUUUAUUGAACACAAAAUAAACAAAACAAGAAAACUAUCGAAAGAACAGGAUUGCAGCCUACACACACAGCUAUGCAAACAACAACUUCCCACAAAGGGACAGGUGAAAACAGGGCUACUUAAGUAUGACUCUCAAUCAGCAACAACGAUGUUCAGCUGUUCCUGAUUGAGAGCCAUACCAGGCCAACACAGAAAUACACAACAUAGAAAACCAUAGAAAUACAAAACAAGAACAUUACCCAAAAACCCCGGAACACAUAAAUCAAACACCCCUCUUACAUAAAUACAUAUCCCAUUAAACCCCGAACCACAUAAACAAAUACCCCCUGCCACGUCCUGACCAAACUACAAUAACCAAUAACCCCUUAUACUGGUCAGGACGUGACAGCCAUCCUGGUGGCUCAGUGGACUAAUUCCAUGGAUAGAGAGUAGAAAAAUAUUGUUUUGAAUCUCGCUGACAACACGCCACAAUAAAAAAUGUAUGUGUUUGCAUGAUUAAUGCCUAAGCAAAUGAAUGUCCAUGUGUCCUAUCUGUGCUUAGUGUUCACACUGACCACAGAUACAAGCACAUCUCUUCUUCUAUAAAAAACAACAGUGGGUCAGUUACAAAUAUUUAAUAAAAUCACACCAGUAAAUAUGUACAUAUUGUCACGACACCAACGGAUGGUGGCGCCCCUCCUCGCCCGGGCGGCGCUCGGCGCUCGGCGGUCGUCGUCGCUGGCCUACUAGCUGCCAUCGAUUCUCUGUUUCACUUUCUGUUGGUUAGGUCUAGGUUAGGCACGCACCUGUUUUGUAUUAGUUGUUAGUGGGGGGGUAUUUAGUCUAGCUGGGUAGGUUUGUGUUUUGUGCGUGAUUGUUCUGUGUCAGGACUUAUGUCGUUUGAGGAACGAGUGUUUCCCUCUGCCUGUGUUUUGUUUUGCAACAGAGGUUAUUGUAGGCUGCGUCCCUGCUUAAUGUUUGAGCUGGGGUUUUUGGAGCAUUUGUUUGUAUGCGCCCUGCCCUACCGUGUUCGUAUGUUGUGGAUGCUCAUUAAAAGUGUAUUCACGGA